UCAGAUAACCGUGCCAAACUAACCUGAUCUAUUUUAGAAAUCUUUCAUAGAAUGCUAAUGUCUCCCUGUCUACCUACCUCACACCACGCAUGAUGAUGACUGAUACAGACUUGCACGCGGGAGGUAGCCUAGUCUAGCCUAGCAAACAAGACGCAUCACUGGAGACUUGGUGUAGCUCAAGGAUUUUUUCCCACGAGACAGCUAGUCGGGAGACGUUUGAAAAUAGUUGAACUAUUGUACGCAUUUAGAUCUCAUUCGAUGACUGUGAAUGGAAAAAAAAAAUCCGAACAACUUGGCGGAGAACGCCCUUACUCACAUUCGUCAUAGCCUGUUAUAGGCUACUAAGAGAAGUAGUGGAAACACCUCGGAAACGUUGGCAGUCCUUCACAUUACAUCUGUUUUAUCUGUAAAUGACUGAAUGAACUAAAAAAAAAAAGAAUUGACCGGAUGCUAUUCAGGGAAUUACGGUAAGGGAAGCUUUCAGCCCCUUUCGGACGCAUUGAAAAGUAUCCUACCCUACCCCUGACUGUCGUAAAUCUGUUGGGCGGAGGACUGAUGGGGGAAAUCCACAAGUUGCCCCAAAACAAUUUUCAACAACGGAUAACUAAAACGGGAAACUUUGUUGCAAUGCAAAUGGUUGCCAGCCUUUUUAAGUGUGUGCACUUGUGAAGGGCUGAGGGUGGAGUCUCAGCGCAUACCAUGGCAGACCCGGGGGAGCCGUCCGCUUUGAGAUGGCUGCGUUCCCAAGAUUGCUCCAAGCAGCUGUCAGAGGAACAACUUGAGUCUAUAAAGAACAACAGUGAAUUGCGCCCUUUUCUGGCCAUUCAUUACCUGCCCUCCCUAAAGGAGGGAGAUGUGUCCCCUCUACUGCAGGGCAACCCCAUCAUAUGCAGGGUCGACAAUACAGAGAGAUACACCACACGCUCCAAGGUACGUGUGUGCACCCUGUACACGGUCAAGCUGAGCCACGGGGACUUCACAUGGACGGUCAAGAGAAAGUACAAACACUUCCAGGAACUCCACCGAGACCUCUACAAGUACAAGAUGAUGCUGCAGUUCUUACCCCUGGGACGGUUUGCGAUUCAGAGGCAACAGCUGGAGAACAUGACCGAGGAGAUGCCCACACUACACGGAACAGAGAGGAGGAGGGCCUCCAGCAAACCUAAAUACCUGGAGGACUAUCUGAAUGGCCUACUCGAAAAUACUUUCUGUAAAAACUAUCAUGGCAUGUUGGAGUUUCUCGCUGUCAGCCAACUGUCCUUUGUCAAAGAUCUUGGACUUAAAGGACUGGAGGGCUUCAUUCACAAAAGGUCAGGAGGUCACCGGAUCCAGGGCCUGAACUGCAUCGGUCAUCACCAAGUCUGCCUGCGUUGGUCGCGCCGCUGGCUGGUGGUCAAGGACUCCUUCCUCCUCUACAUGAAGCGUGACUCGGGGGUCAUCUCUUUCGUGCUCCUGUUCGACCCCGAGCUGAAGGUGAACGUGGGCAGCGCCUACACAGAGACCCAGCACGGCGUGUGCAUCGAGACCUUCACCCGGCAACUGGUCAUUAAGUGCAACACAUACAGACAGGCCCAGUGGUGGAGCCAUGAGAUCAAACGCCUGUCAGAGGCCAGUGACUUCCUGCAGCUGCAUCGCUUCCAGAGUUUCGCCCCGCCGCGCUCCAACACACUCACCAAGUGGUAUGUGAAUGGGAGCCAGUACUUUUCCGAUCUAGCAGAUGCCCUGGAACAGGCGAAGGAGGAGAUCUUCAUCACUGACUGGUGGCUCAGUCCAGAGGUCUUCCUGAAGCGGCCUGCCACUGAUGACUACUGGCGCCUGGACACCAUCCUCAAGCGCAAAGCAGAGCAAGGGGUGAAAGUGUGCGUGCUGCUGUACAAAGAGGUGGAACUGGCCUUGGCUAUCAACAGUUUCUACAGCAAAAGAACCCUGAUGAGCUUGCAUCCGAACAUCAAGGUGCUGAGGCAUCCAGACCACGUGGCUUCCGUGGUGUUCCUGUGGGCUCAUCACGAGAAGAUGGUGGCCAUCGACCAAUCAGUCGCCUUCAUGGGUGGGAUUGACCUUUGCUUCGGGAGAUGGGACGACAGUUGCUAUAGGCUGACGGAUCUGCACUCUCCACCGGUAGCCUAUGACGAGACAGAUGGCGGACCCGAGGCGGAUGCGGAUGGGACUGACGAGUCGGCCGCUCCUCUCGCAGAAGAGCCCGAGCCGGUGCCCGAGGGGGAGCUGGACCUGAAACAGAACACAUGCUAUUGGCUUGGCAAAGACUACAGCAACUUCUACAAGAAGGACUGGACCCAGCUGGACUGCCCUUUUGAUGACCACAUCGAUCGGAACCAGGUGCCCCGCGUGCCUUGGCGUGACCUGGCCGCUGCGCAUCACGGAAAGGCCGCCCGAGACCUGGCACGCCACUUCAUCCAGCGCUGGAACUUCACCAAGAUAUUUAAUAAGCAUAAGGAUGACUUCUACCCUUACCUGCUGCCAAAGUCCCACUGCACUGCUGAGAGUCUGCCUUUUACAGUGCCCGGAUCAGGCAGAGCCUCAGUGCAGGUGCUUCGCUCGGCAGACCGCUGGUCAGUUGGGGCCUGUGAGUGCUCCAUCAUGAACGCGUACGUGGACACCAUCAAGAACAGCCAGCACUUCAUCUACAUCGAGAAUCAGUUUUUCAUCAGCUGUGCGGACGGAAAGAGUGUACAUAAUGGCAUAGGUGACGCCAUCGUUGAGCGGAUCCUUCGUGCGCACAAAGAGCAGAAGAAGUAUCGGGUGUUUGUGGUGGUGCCCAUCCUACCAGGUUUUGAAGGAGACAUUACCCAGGGCGGAGGCAACUCUAUCCAGGCCAUACUGCAUUUUACAUACAGGACCAUGAACCGUGGAGAAUGUUCCAUCCUGCACAGGCUGAAAGAACAAAUGCAGAAGGGCGAGUGGACGGAGUACAUCUCUCUCUGUGGCCUGCGCCAGAAUGACACGCUGUGUCAGUCUCCGGUCACUGAGCUCGUCUAUGUCCACAGCAAGGCCCUGAUCGCCGAUGACCGCCGCUACAUUAUCGGGUCGGCCAACAUCAACGACAGGAGCAUGCUGGGCAGUCGUGACAGCGAGCUGGCCAUCUUGGUGGAGGACGAGGAGCGCGUGCCUUCGCUCAUGAACGGAGAGGAGUACGAGGCUGGCCCUCUGACCCUGGCCCUGCGCAAAGAGUGCUUCAGGGUUCUCCUGGGGGCGGAGUCUGAUCCCUCCGUUGUCAUCGAUGACCCCGUCAGCGAUGAGUUCUUCUACGCGGUGUGGAACACCAUUGCCAGAGAGAAUGCUGCCAUCUUUGAGAAGGUGUUCCGCUGCUUGCCCUCGGACUCCAUCCGCAGCAUGGCGGCCCUCUCGGCGCACGUCACCACGGGGGGCCUGAUCGAGACGGACCCCGAGGCGGCCGCCGAGGAGCUGAAGGCCGUCCGCGGCAUCCUCGUCCACUUCCCCCUGCACUUCCUGUGCGACGAGUACCUGCUCCCCCCGCUCAGCAGCAAAGAGGGCAUCGUGCCUGUGGAAGUGUGGACAUAAGCGGGGGAGAGAGCGAAGCGGAGCAACGAGCGGCCGGCUGACGUCAGGGCCGGUGGAGAGGGGUGUGAGUGGCCCCCAGUGCAACAGGAGCUUAUAGUCACCCAAACCAACCGAGUGGCAAACAAAAUAGGUCUCCUGCAUAUCACUGGGACCGUCAUAAGAUAACAGGACUAAUGCUUGUACACGGUAUCAGAUAAAUUAGGUUAGGGAAGCAUUAAUGUUGCUAAUCCGUGUAAGAACAACUCGUAUGCAUGACUAAAAAUAGAAAAACACAUACUGUAGAUAGGAUUCAUAAUAGUCAAAUGUUUUAGAAUUUUAAAAUGCAAAAGUUUUAUUGCUCCACCAUUUGUGCUUUAACCUGGGGGGUCUUUAAAGUUUUUUAGAGUCUUCCAAACAUUUUUUUUAAUAGAUAUAUAUUCAGAACAUAUUUUUCAUCAGAAACAAAUCAGUUUUUAUAUAGUACAGUUUAUGUUUACAUACAAAAGUACAAGAUUUUGAGCCAAAAACAUUCUAACAAAACAUCCGUAACAAUAUAUGGUUCUAAAAUUCCAUGGUGAAUUAAGGCAAGCGCCCACUUGACGCGGCAUUCAGCGGUGUGGGUUUGACGCGCAGGAUUUUAGAACAGUUUUCUAACGCUGUGCGGCUGCCACGCGGCAGACAUUUCUAGUGGGCUUUGCUCCGUUAAAAACAAUGGAGUUCUAUUUUUUUGUUUUUCUUGUCGCGUCGUGCCGCGUACGUACGUGUCGGGUGGGCGCCGGCUUUAAUUUGGUCCCAGAGCCCUAGAAAGAGAAAUAAUCUCUCUAUGAAGCUCUGAUUGAGCCCAAAUAUUCUUUAGAAGGUCAAUUUUCCAACAUUUCCAUCAACAUUCCCGCCACACCGGUGUGACCGUACCAGCUGAAGGGUCUACCUAUGAAGUCAGGAGUUCUACGCGCUUCCUGGAAAGCUUCCGCUAUGCAGACAACUCAAGGAAUUCUUUUUUUUCCUUCCAUCUUUUGUUUCUGUUUACUGUACAUCUCUCCACUACAAUCAUGUUUGCAGAUGUUGUGUGAUUCUCUGUAAUCCAUUUAUCCCCUAGAUGGCAUUUUGGGUGAUGGAUUGUACCACAGGCGACUGAACACAUGGACACUUCUUAGGCACCUUUAAUGACUCACCACUAGAAAGCCUUGUGUCAAAGCAUUUGGAUUUCCCAUGUGUGCGCAUGUAUAUGUAUUUUACAUAUUUUUACCUUGUUACAUUUUAACUAAAGAGUUAUAGAAAUGUAUUUAGAGUUAGAGAUAGUUAUAGAGAUUUUAUAUAUACCACUCUGUAUCCGAUGCAGAAUUUGUCUAUAGGUCAGAAAAAAAGAUGCACUUUUACUUUAUAAAGAUGUCACCUUUCUCUCUCUCCUCUAUGAACAGUUUAAAAUGGCUGCCAGUGAGUUGCAUAUCUGUGACUGUUUACAGCACAUCCAUAGCACAUCAGAUGCAUGGAAAUCCAGUUUGGAGAUCAGAAGUCGAGUGUCUCUGAUGAUUGUGGAACGGAACGUACAUUUAUUGUUGCCUGAGUGUAGGCGGCCAGCCUCUCUCAAUCUCUCUUUAAUGCUUCUUUCUCUCUCAAUCUCUCUCUCUCUCUCUCUCUCUCUCUCUCUCUCUCUCUCUGCCUCUCGAGCAGCAGUACACCUCUCUGUGCAGUGCCAGCGAAUCUGUCUGAACAUUUGUGGUUGUUAUGGUGACGGGUAUAAAGAGCUGACUGGAUGGUGGCUGUUGAGUCAGAGAGAGACAGGGAGAGUGAACGAGAUAGAGAGCGGCGAUAUAGCAGGAAUGCAGGAGGGGGUAAACCAGAUGAACACAGGCCCUCUGCAGAUGAGGGGGCAACCAAAUUACAGUGGGUGUAGAAGAAGGACGGGAAGGGGAAAUGAGAGGCACGGAAAUAAGAUAUUGUGUGGAUACUAUUCGUUCUUUCUUUUUUUUUGAGAGAGAGAGAGAGAGAGAGAGAGAGAGAGAGAGAGAGAGAGAGAGAGAGAGCACACAGGAGAGGUUGAGAUUGGGGUGGAGUGGGGGCCGUUUUAGGAAUGGGGUCAAUGCAAAUUGCAGACACAAGAGGUGUGCAUUCUGCGAACUGGAGGGAAUCAGUCGUCUUCGUAUACAUUAAUCAUAGUGUCUCUUGCUAUCACCAUGGCAACCAAGUGAUUUAUUGUUAUGUAAUCAUGUUGUCAGUGGUUUAGAAGAUUCCAUGAUAGGAGAGGGGUGCCUCUGUUAUACAGGUAGCCUAUGGUUAAUCAUAUGGUGGACAGUGCACAAUUUAUGAAUUUGGUUACUGAUACGCCCCUGCUGCCAUUGCAUGUUACCCAAAAGCAACUCUGAUGUAUGCAACAACUUUCCAUUCUGAAAAUGCCAUCAGGAUUGCUUCAUUGUUCAAAAUCCUUGUGAAACGUUGUACCUGAUACUGGGCAGCUUGGCAACACUGCAAUCCUGUCACAUUCCAAUCAAGACUACGUAGCCUACAUACAAUGGCAGAUGUGCAUUGUAGUCACAUAAGUUUUAUAGACCUACUUUUGAAAUGCUAAAAGUAUUUGUAUAAAUAGCAGUUAGUCAUUUUGAAACUUUAAAAGUGUCUGUAUUAACAUUAACAUUUCAUAUGAGUGAUGAAACAUUACACAAUCAGCAGCCUGUCAUUAAUGAAAAUAGCAUGCACAGACUUUUCUAUUAUGUUCAUGUUGUCUGUUUUGUGACACCACUACUUUUUGUCAUCUCCUUUUUUAAAGUUUAUUUCUCUGUUACACUUAACAAUGGUAUUGCACAUCAUGUCUCACAGACUAACUCCAAUUAAAACAUUUGAAUUGGCCUAACA
Messenger RNA from Sardina pilchardus (European sardine), 6369 nucleotides. It is a transcript of the gene pld2, whose product is annotated as phospholipase D2. Bases 700 to 3540 code for a protein of 946 amino acids. The record is from RefSeq and is a predicted model, not a curated record. Gene Ontology annotation, biological process: phospholipid catabolic process; phosphatidic acid biosynthetic process; regulation of vesicle-mediated transport. The transcript has 24 exons. NCBI's taxonomy places the organism in Eukaryota, Metazoa, Chordata, Actinopteri, Clupeiformes, Clupeidae. Gene Ontology annotation, cellular component: plasma membrane region; intracellular membrane-bounded organelle. Gene Ontology annotation, molecular function: D-type glycerophospholipase activity; phosphatidylinositol binding.